AUGCCUCAACGAACACUUUUAAUUACUGAUUUCUUCGCUAAAUGUCGCUCGACAUCAACUUCGAAUGCUACUCUUUUUGACAAGCCUGUGAAAGUAAUUAAAAUCGAUGAACGAUCAAACAAAAAACAUGAAGAAGUCGAUGUAAAUCUUCAUCAAUCUACACCGAAUCUUCUUCCUCUCGAAGUAAAUACGCCCUUAUCAAUAUCAACAGUUAAAAAUCCUGAUACGACUCAACGAAAUGAAAUUAUCUCGGAUAACACAGAUUCAUUGCCAAAAACUUCUUCAACAAAAUCAUUAAUACCUUCUCGAAUUAAAUUUGUUCGCCAUCGUAGUGCUCCACUUCAUCAUCGUAGUCCAAUCAAAAUGCGUGAAGCUUCAUUAGAACAACAAGAUCUUGAAGAUAUACGUGCACGUAUUCAUGCAUUUAGAAAUGACUUAUAUAAAUAUAAAUCGACAUAUUCUCGUUCGCCUAUUAAACGUUCUAAUAUCAUCGGAGACGCUUUAUCAAGUCCAUUUAAAUAUCCUCCACCACACACACCAAUAAAAAGUUAUCCAUCUAUUCCAGCUUAUGAACGUUUUAAUUCACUUGUAACUACUAUAGAAUUACCAUUACCAAAUAAAUAUGAAUUAUUACUUGAACAAUAUAAACAUUUGGAUUUUCUUGUUUGUCAUACACAUAAUAAUGGAGGUAUAAGUACAUUUGAAAAAGUUCAACAUGUUAUACAACAAAAAACAAAACGAAAUUUUACUUUACAAACACUUGGUCGUAUUAAAACAAUUUAUCCAACAAUGUUUAGUUUUCAACAAGAAAAAAUUCAAUUACCAACAUUAAGUCCAAUGAAACUUAAAUAUGAAUUAACAAUUACUCCAAUUAAUUUUGGUAUUGAAUCAAAUAUGCAAAUAACUCCAUCGAUUAUUAUUGAACGUAUUGAUUGUUUUCGUCGUGCUUUAUUUGAUCUAGUCAAAGGACAUCAUCGAACAUUUUUAUCAAAUAAACUUCAAUUAAAACUUGAAGAACUUCCUAAUGAUGAAAAUCUUGCACGUUGGCAUCCAGAUUUUGAUUUAGUAAAUAUUCCUGAUAUUGAAAUAUCAUCAUUACCCGAAUCACCAGAUAAAGAUUAUAAACAAUUAUUAGCAUCACCCAUUGAAAUUCGUCAUUAUGCUGAAAACACACAAUCACAACGUGUUAAACGUGCAUUAUUUUCAACAUUUUCAAAUGAUGAUAUAUCAUCAUCAACAAUAACAUUAUCAUCACCAACUAAAGAAACAUAUUCAAUCGAUGGAAUAUCUUCAUCAUUAAUCGAAAAAAUUCGUUCAAAAGAAACAAAUCAAUUAUUAUCAAAUACAAUUGAUAAACAAAAGCAAAUGCUUUCUUAUCUUGAACAAACAAUUAGUAUUGUUCAACAAUUUUUUAUUGCUGAACGUGCAACAUCACUUGAAUUAGAUUAUGUUGCUAAACAAGUUCGUGAUUGUCAUUCCAGUCACCUUUCAUAUAAUCAAUCAACGGAAACUCUUAAUUUCCUUCAUACAUAUCCGGCAAAUAAUGGAUGGCUUUCAAUAAUUACUAUUCGAGGAAGAUAUUUCAUCAAAAUUAAUCGACAUAAAUCAAUUAAUACAAUUAUUGAAACUAUUCAACGAGAAUUACAAAAUUAA
Molecule: messenger RNA, 1653 nt
Organism: Rotaria sp. Silwood1
Lineage: Eukaryota; Metazoa; Rotifera; Eurotatoria; Philodinida; Philodinidae
Source: the annotation of a GenBank genome assembly